GACGCGGGUUGACGCGAGUUGACUGUUGGAAGCAACGUGUUUUCUUUAAAAAAUGGCGGCUGUCGGAUCAUUGGAAGAAGAAGCUCGAAAAAGGAAGGAAAGGUUAAAGGCGUUAAAAAAGAGACAGCAAGGAAAUAAUGAAGGUGACAUUGCUGAGCCAAAAGCUAAGCACUUUGCUGAAGAAGAUGCAGAUUCUGAAAUUAUAAAGCCUGUAUUCAAAAACUACCAACCUGCAGAUGAGGUACUAUUGGAGAACAAGUUAGCAGACCCAGCCUUACCCUCUGUUGAAGAACAUAUUGCAGAUCAAUUAUCAGCUGGAAAGCCUGUGCCAGUGGUGCAAGAAGUUGAUAUAAUGAACUUAGCUCCCAGAAAACCAGAUUGGGAUUUAAAACGUGAUGUUGCAAAGAAACUUCAGCGAUUAGAAAGAAGAACGCAAAGGGCCAUAGCAGAAUUGAUACGUGAAAGAAUUCAGUCUGGACAGGAAGAUUUAUCUACAGUUGCUAGCCUCAAUACAGCCACUAACCAACAGAAUGAUUCAGACUCUGAUUGAACAUCCUGUGAUGUAAAGAAAAAUUCAAAACAUAAUGCUGGGGCUACGUAGUCCAUCAUUUAUAUGAUGGUUGGUUAUGAAUAAUGAUACUAAUGCAAGCAUUUUUUAUGUGAACCAAGUGGAUAUCUCCUUUUCGAGAGCAAAACCAGCCCCGGUGUUACGAACUUCUAAACUGAAGACGAUAUCUAGACCAGCGUUCCGCAAACUUUUUACUUCACAGCCUAUUUACGAUUCCAGGCACCAAGCCGCGGCCCAGCAGCCCAGCUGCGCCUGGGACCGACAUACCAAAUCGUGGAAAGAACUUUUGAUCAUGAAGCCUCCAUGUAUAUACAAUAUUUUGACAUCAUUAUCUGUUCUCUCACUGAUAAAAUUUCAUUUUAUACAAAUUAAAUAUUAUUUUAUUAAAUAAAUAAUACCGUACA
Molecule: messenger RNA, 972 nt
Organism: Anneissia japonica
Lineage: Eukaryota; Metazoa; Echinodermata; Crinoidea; Comatulida; Comatulidae
Product: coiled-coil domain-containing protein 12-like
Exons: 6
Coding region: 53-550 (165 amino acids)
Cellular component (GO): U2-type spliceosomal complex; post-mRNA release spliceosomal complex
Source: RefSeq, a predicted model, not a curated record